AUGGGGAUGGAUGAUUUUCGCAUUGUUGGAAUCUGGGGAAUGGGCGGUAUCGGCAAGUCAACCAUCGCUAGAGCUGUUUAUGACAAAAUCAGUCCUCAAUUUGAACAUAAGUGCUUUCUUGAUAAUGUGAAGGAGGGUUUCCUCGCAAAAAAUGGUGCAGUACAAAUGGUUGAAGAACUUUUAUCUAGAAUUUUGAAGGUAAAAGAUGGACGCACUUUGGUUGGAGGCCUGAAUAUUAUAAGGGAAAGACUAGGUAAGAAAAAAAUUAUUCUUGUUCUUGAUGAUGUGGACAAUCUAGACCAAAUUGAAACCUUGAUUGGAAAGAAACCUUCAUUUGGUGGUGGGAGUAGAAUCAUUAUAACCACUAGAGAUAAAAAAUUACUAGCUGGAUUUUUGAUAUACAAGCCCAAGUUAUUCACUACUGAAAAAGCUCUUGAACUCUUUAGCCAGUAUGCUUUCAGAACAAACAAAAACUCAGUGUGUUACAAUGCUAUCUCAAGACGUGCUGUAGAAUAUGCGCAUGGUCUUCCUUUAGCACUCAAAGUCUUGGGAGCUUUGCUUGAUAACAGAACUAUACAGGAGUGGGAAUAUGAGUUGGAGAAGAUAAAGAAAAACCCAAUCACGUUUCUUGAUAAUAACAUUGGACGUGUGCUUUGGGCAAGCUAUGAUGGAUUGGAUGAAUAUCAGAAGAACAUAUUUCUAGAUAUUGCAUGUUUCUUUAAGACGAAGCACAAAGAUUUUGUAACAAAGUUUCAUGAAAGUUGUGGCUUUUUCCCUCAUAAUGGACUAAGAGUUUUGGUAGAAAGAUCUCUUGUAACUGUCUCAAUUUGUGGUGAACUAGAGAUGCAUGAUUUGAUACAGGAAGUGGGCAAGGACAUCGUCCACCGAGAAUCUACUAAGGAUCCGGGAAGGUGUAGUAGAUUAUGGGGUUAUGAAAAUGUUCUCCAAGUGUUAGCUCAAAAUACGGUUACGGAAGCAGUUGAAGGCAUAAUCCUAGACUUAACAAAGUUAAAAGAGGUAUACGUAAAUGAUGAAGCUUUUGUUAGCAUGAGGAGACUAAGGCUACUCCAGCUUUCUGAAAAUUAUCAUAAAGAUGGAUAUGUUUAUGGAAGUGCAUGGAUGCGAGGAGCAGAUUAUGAACCCUGUGUACAAUACGUGAGUAAGAACUUAAAGUUUCUUUUGAAUGAGUUGAGAGUUCUUGUGUGGCAUGGAUACCCACUAAAGUCUUUACCAAUUGACUUUCUACCAAAAAAUCUUAUUUACGUUGACAUGUGUUAUAGUCAUAUCGAACAACUAUGGGAAGAAACUAAGCCUUUGCAAAACUUGACAUACAUCAAUUUAAGUGGCUCAAAGUAUCUAAUCAAAACCCCCGACUUCACUGAGGCAACAAAUCUCGAGAAAUUGAAUCUUGCGGACUGUACAAGUUUAUUGGAGGUUCACCCAUCCAUUUCAGCUCUUAAAAGCCUAGUUGAGUUGUACCUAGACGGCUGCUCAAAUCUCAAGAAUCUUCCGAGCAGCAUUCACAUGAAAUCUCUGGAAUAUGUUUGUCUAUCUGGCUGCUCGAAACUUACGGAGUUUCCAGAGAUUUCAGAAGUAAUGAAGGUGCUAAGGGUGCUUAGAUUAGACGGGACAGCAAUUAAAGAACUACCCUCAUCUAUUAAUAACCUUACUGGGCUUGAGGAGUUGAGUAUGAGAAACUGCAGAAGCCUUGUCUGUCUUCCCGACAAUAUCUGCAAUUUGGCAUGCCUUCAUUAUCUCAAUCUGACUGAGUGCUCUAACCUUUCAAAGUUGCCUGAGAACUUUGGGAAUUUGACAUUCUUGGGUAGAAAGGAGAAAUAUGCGAAACAAGAAUUUGGAAAGUUUACCUGCAGCAAUGAAUCGCUUGGGUUGUUUAGAACGGCUCUAUCUGGAAGGUUGCAAGAGACUGAAAUCAAUACCAGAGCUUUCAUCAAGUAUAUUAGAAAUAAAGGCCGAGAAUUGCACAUCUUUGGAGACAGUUUCAACACCACAGCUUCCGUGUGGUGA
Molecule: messenger RNA, 2025 nt
Organism: Rosa chinensis
Lineage: Eukaryota; Viridiplantae; Streptophyta; Magnoliopsida; Rosales; Rosaceae
Product: disease resistance protein RPV1
Exons: 5
Coding region: 1-2025 (674 amino acids)
Biological process (GO): defense response
Molecular function (GO): ADP binding; ATP hydrolysis activity
Source: RefSeq, a predicted model, not a curated record